This is a messenger RNA of Teleopsis dalmanni, 1052 nucleotides long. Its product is annotated as glycine-rich cell wall structural protein 2-like. Bases 52 to 981 code for a protein of 309 amino acids. Lineage: Eukaryota; Metazoa; Arthropoda; Insecta; Diptera; Diopsidae. The transcript is spliced from 2 exons. The record is from RefSeq and is a predicted model, not a curated record.
UGCUUUGCCAAUUGGAAUUAUUCUGAACUGUGAUCUCUAGAUUAGCUCAAUAUGAAGAUUUUUGUUUGUAUUUUGGCAUCUUUGGCCGUAGCAAAUGCUGGAGGUGGCUAUUUGCCAGGCGGCGGUGGUAGAGGUGGAUUUGGUAGAUCGUCACAUGGUGGCGGUGGAUUUGGUGGUGGUGGAUUUGGUGCUGCCAGUUCAAGUGCUGCUGCUAGUUCGAGCAUCAGUGGUUUACAUGGUGGUGCUGGGUUUGGUGGCAUAGGAGCACGAAAAUUUGCUUCUUACGGUAGUGGCGGACAUGGACCUGGUGGUGGUUUUAGCGGCGUUAGUCGUUAUGGCGGUGGUGGUUCUCAUGGAGUCAGCAGUUUUGCAGCAAGCGCUUCGGCACCUGGUGGCGCAUACAGCUCACACGCCUCUAUUGGUAGCUUAGGUGGCUCUUAUGGUAAAUCGUAUGGUGGUUCUGGAGGUGGCGGCUGGGGAGGUGCUGGCGGUAUUGGUGGCAGUUAUGGUGGCGGCGCUGGAGGUUAUGGUGGUGGUGCUGGAGGUUAUGGUGGUGGCGCUGGAGGUUAUGGUGGCGGUCUAAAGAGUAGUGGCUGGUCAGGUAGCGGUGCUGGCGGUUAUGGUGGUGGAGCUGGAGGUUAUGGUGGCGGCGCUGGAGGAUAUGGUGGUGGUGCUGGAGGUUAUGGCGGUGGUUUAAAGAGCAGUGGCUGGACAGGUAGCGGUGCUGGCGGUUAUGGUGGCGGUGCUGGUAGUUAUGGUAGCGGUGCUGGCGGUUAUGGCGGUGGCGGUUUCGGUGGAGGCUUGAAAAACGGCGGUGGUUGGGCUGGAGCUGGCGGUCUUGGUGGUGGUUCAGGUGGCUUGUAUGGUGCUGGCGGUAGCGGUGGCUACGGUGGCUCAGGUGGUUAUGGCGCUGGUGGUAGCGGUGGCUGGGGUGGCGCUAGUGCUUCCAGUUCUGCUAGUGCUUCCUCCGGUUGGUGGUAAAAUUAGUACCUCAAUCAACUAACGUGAUAUUUUUGAUAUGUUAAACCAGAAAAUUUUCUUAGAGAAAUAAA